UGUUUUCUUUGACACGAUGGAUAUUCAAAGAUGUGGAAAGUGGAAACAUAACGUAAAGUUUGAGAAUAGCUGAGGAAAUCAAGAUUUAAAGUUUUCAACUUUCAUCUUUCAAACUAAAUCUAAGUUUUACCACAAAAAAAAAAAACCGUUUUCACAUAACGAUAAAGCUGCAUCAAAAUCUCUUCUCUUCUUUUCAUCAUUUAAUAUAAAAUAUCCCCCAAAUCCCUUAUAAAUAAAUAGUAUUAAACACCAUUCCAUGAUUUCAUCACUACCCAGUAUUUAUAUCACCUUAUGAGUAAACCCACAUGCUCCAAACCAUUCUCAAUAGUAUAAUUCAUUUAUUUUUGAGCUAGGGGUGAGUUUGGAUCUUUGGGUUUUGGGGGUCUAGGUUUUCUUAGAGAAGUGACUUCUGUCUUUAAUGGGUUUGUUGAAAGAUGUGUCAGUGAUAUGAAGAAGACGAACAACAACAAUAAGCUUGCAAUAAAUGUUUUGCCUUCAUCUUCAUUACACAACACCACACAAAACAGUGUUUUAAUACUCUUCUGAAAAGUCUAUCCGUGAAAAAAGAGGAGAUUCAUCACCCGUUGCAAUGUCGUCUCCUUGCUUGAUGAUCUUUACUUUCAUUUUCUUACUCUGUCUCUUAUCCUCCUCUGCUUCUCCACCGAAUUCGACAUCCGAAACUGUCACUCUCCGGCCACAAAGGGAGAUUCAGAAGCUGGAACUCAUCAGAAAACAUCUCCAAAAGAUUAAUAAACCAGCCAUCAAGACCAUUGAGAGUCCAGAUGGAGAUACAAUAGAUUGUGUUCCAUCUCAUCACCAACCUGCUUUUGAUCAUCCUUUGUUACAGGGACAAAGACCAAUGGAUCCACCGGAGAUGCCCAUAGGGUAUAGCCAAGAAAAUGAAUCCCAUGAAAAUUUUCAGCUUUGGAGCUUAUCCGGUGAAUCUUGUCCGGAAGGUACGAUUCCGAUCAGAAGAACGACGGAACAUGACAUGUUAAGAGCAAGUUCAGUUCGUAGAUUUGGUCGGAAAAUAAGGCGCGUGAGAAGGGAUUCGAGCAGUAACGGCCACGAGCAUGCGGUUGGAUACGUAUCGGGAAGUCAAUAUUACGGAACAAAAGCAAGUAUAAACGUCUGGACGCCACGUGUCACAAGCCAAUACGAGUUUAGUCUAUCUCAGAUUUGGGUCAUCGCCGGUUCUUUCGCCGACGAUCUUAAUACCAUCGAAGCUGGUUGGCAGAUUAGCCCGGAGCUAUACGGAGACGCUAACCCAAGAUUCUUCACCUAUUGGACGUCGGAUGCCUACCAGGCAACAGGAUGCUAUAACCUCUUGUGUUCUGGUUUUGUUCAAACUAACAAUAGAAUCGCGAUUGGAGCGGCGAUUUCACCCGUUUCGUCGUAUAAGGGCGGACAAUUCGAUAUAAGUUUAUUGAUAUGGAAGGACCCAAAGCAUGGACACUGGUGGCUUCAAUUUGGAUCGGGUACACUAGUUGGAUACUGGCCUGUAUCAUUGUUCACACACCUGAGAGAGCAUGGGAACAUGGUCCAGUUCGGUGGCGAGAUUGUGAACACACGACCUGGUGGUUCACAUACUACGACUCAAAUGGGUAGUGGCCAUUUUGCCGGUGAAGGUUUUGGAAAAACGUCUUACUUUAGGAAUCUUCAAAUGGUAGACUGGGACAAUACUCUUAUUCCGAUAUCUAAUCUUAAAGUUCUUGCGGAUCAUCCGAAUUGUUAUGACAUAAGAGGAGGAGUAAACCGGGUUUGGGGUAACUAUUUUUACUACGGCGGACCGGGUAAAAACUCGAAAUGUCCAUAGAGGCGGAUAAAAAGUCAAAUUAGUGUUUUUGAGCAUACGUAGAUGAGAUUUUUUUUGGCAUUGAGGGCUCAGGACAAAGAUCCGGAGACAAUGUAUCGAUUGAUUAAUAUGAUAUCAAAUGUGUAAAUUUAUAAUAUGAAAUAUUUAAUUGGGGUUAUAAUUUUGCCUACGUCUGUCUGUGUCUAUAACCAGGCACAUAAUAUACAAACUGACUAUUGUGCUAAACACUCACAUUCCAUCCCUCAAAAUGGAUGAUG
Molecule: messenger RNA, 2073 nt
Organism: Camelina sativa (false flax)
Lineage: Eukaryota; Viridiplantae; Streptophyta; Magnoliopsida; Brassicales; Brassicaceae
Product: protein neprosin-like
Source: RefSeq, a predicted model, not a curated record